Messenger RNA from Linepithema humile (Argentine ant), 927 nucleotides. Lineage: Eukaryota; Metazoa; Arthropoda; Insecta; Hymenoptera; Formicidae. The record is from RefSeq and is a predicted model, not a curated record.
AUGUUGCUUGCGAUGAUCGUCUCUUGUUGUAAAAUGCUCAGCAUGUUAGCAAAUCGCAAGAAUAUUGCAACGUUGACCAGCAUUCUUACGGAAAAGCCGUGUAAACCAUUAGAACCGGCUGAAAUAGAAAUUCAUGACAGAUUUGACAAGGGUGUGCAGUCAAACACGAUACAUUAUGCAAUCCUAGUUGAAACGACUUGCGUAUGCAUCACGUUAACGUCGUUGCUGACAGACUUUAGGCGGCGGACAUUGACAUUCAGAGCGUGGUUACCGUACGAUUAUUCGUCGCCAAUCCUAUUUUACAUUACGUACGCUCAUCAAUUGAUAAGUUUGAUAGUCGGAUCUGUUCUUCACGUUGCUUGCGACGGCUUAAUCUGUGGAUUAUUAGUGCACAUUUGCUGCCAGAUUCAAAUCUUAGAAUCUCGCUUGAGAAGCAUAGCUAGCAAGCCUGGUAUUCUUGAUGAUUGCAUUCUACAACACAAUCGUAUUUUCGACUUUGCCUUUAAAGUUAAUGAAAAAUUCAGAUUUACUAUUGCUAUUCAAUUUGCAGUAAGCACACUAGUAGUGUGCUUCAAUCUAUAUCAAUUAACCAGAGCAACCACAUCGAACGCAAAAUACAUCCAGUUAGCAUUGUACAUGUGCAGCAUGUUGACACAAAUCUUUUUCUAUUGUUGGUACGGAAAUGAGGUAAAAGUAAAGAGUCGACAACUUGCCAAUAAUAUUUUUGAAAUGGAAUGGUACAACUUAGAUAAGAAUGUAAAAGAAACUUUGUUAUUGAUUAUGAGACGUAGCGCAGUGCCCAUUGAAUUCACUAGCGCUUACAUUAUCUCUAUGAAUCUCGAUUCAUUCGUAGGUUUGCUGAAAACAUCGUAUUCAGCUUACAACAUAUUGCAGAAAGUGUAAAAAUUAUACAAUAUAAAUGGUGAC